AAGUAUUCUGUAAUUUAAAAAUUUUUUAAAAUGUACAUCUCAAGUUGGGCUCGAUGCUGUUUGGCGGCUCAACGGAUGCUGGUGCGCUGCAAGGCGGACUACUCAAAAACCAUUUGCAACCUGAAGAUCAACAAGGAGACCAAGGUAAUGGUGCAGGGCUUCACUGGUAAGCAGGCCACCUUCCACUCAACGGAGUCGAAGGCAUACGGCACUAAGAUUGUUGGUGGUGUAUCGCCCAAGAAGGGCGGCACCAAGCAUCUGGACGCGCCCGUGUUCAAGGACGUUAAGGAGGCCGUCAAGGAGCUGAAACCGGAUGCGACAGUCAUCUUCAUACCGCCACCAAAUGCUGCGCAUGGCAUUUGCGAGGCCAUUGAAAACGAGAUCGGUCUCAUUGUGGUCAUCACCGAGGGCAUUCCGCAAAUGGAUAUGGUGCGGAUUAUGCAAAUGCUCAAUUGUCAGGAAAAGUCGCGUCUGCUGGGUCCGAACUGUCCGGGAAUCAUAUCAGCAGAUCAGUGCAAGAUUGGCAUAAUGCCUGGUCACAUUCACAAGCGCGGCUUAGUUGGCAUCGUCUCCCGCUCCGGCACCCUAACCUAUGAGGCAGUCCAUCAGACAACGAAUGUCGGCUUGGGCCAGACUCUUUGCAUCGGCGUCGGCGGCGAUCCCUUUAAUGGUACAAAUUUCAUUGAUGCACUGAAAAUAUUUCUGCCCGACAAGGAAACCAAGGGCAUUAUCUUAAUCGGCGAGAUUGGCGGCACCGCCGAAGAGGAAGCUGCCGAAUAUCUCACCAAGCACAACACCGGCUGUGAGGCCAAGCCUGUGGUGGCCUUCAUAGCGGGCAUUACGGCGCCACCAGGACGUCGAAUGGGUCACGCGGGUGCCAUCAUAUCCGGCGGCAAGGGAGGCGCCGCCGACAAGCUGAAGGCACUCAAAGCUGCGGGCGUCGUCAUUGCCCUCAAUCCCUGCCACUUGGGCACGCUGCUACACGCGGAGAUGGUGCGCAAAAAGCUGAUCAGCGACAAAACGAGUAAGAAAUAAGAUGCAAGGAUCACUCGAUCUUGGCAAGCAUCGGCCUGAUUUCUGUCACUACGAUUCUAGACGUUUAUUUUAACUACACUAUACCAUACAUUAAGGCUAAGCGAUCAAAUACUGCUAGCAAAUAUUGAUUUUUUUGAGAUUGAAAUUGUUAUUA
This is a messenger RNA of Drosophila grimshawi, 1189 nucleotides long. RefSeq names its product succinate--CoA ligase [ADP/GDP-forming] subunit alpha, mitochondrial (gene Scsalpha2). The record is from RefSeq and is a predicted model, not a curated record. Lineage: Eukaryota; Metazoa; Arthropoda; Insecta; Diptera; Drosophilidae. Gene Ontology annotation, cellular component: succinate-CoA ligase complex (ADP-forming); mitochondrion. The transcript has a single exon. Gene Ontology annotation, molecular function: succinate-CoA ligase (ADP-forming) activity; succinate-CoA ligase (GDP-forming) activity. Bases 31 to 1035 code for a protein of 334 amino acids. Gene Ontology annotation, biological process: tricarboxylic acid cycle.